Molecule: messenger RNA, 2027 nt
Organism: Trichomycterus rosablanca
Lineage: Eukaryota; Metazoa; Chordata; Actinopteri; Siluriformes; Trichomycteridae
Exons: 6
Coding region: 332-1186 (284 amino acids)
Source: RefSeq, a predicted model, not a curated record
AACAAGGAUUAAUUUCUUUUCAUUACCUGAUUAACCUGGUUGUGUUUUUGGUUGUUGGUGCAGCACUGGCUGGUGUGAUGUCUAAAGUGAGUUAAUCCACUAACCCUGGGGUCCAGGAUUGGAAUCUCUCUCGGCUGACUGAGCGUCUACAUACAGACUUAUAAACCUUUACGGAGGCGGGAUACGGAGUGCUGUCCAAUCAAAGGCAUGGGAAGGGGCUCGAGGGUUGUGGUCCUGCGUAGGCUGGGAGAAGAUCCGCCAAAUUCAAACUGCAGACAGAAGCGGAGCAGCAUCACUGCGCAGUGGGAUAGCAGAUCUCAGGGCCCCCAGCAUGUCAUCAUCUAUAACAAGUGGUGUGACUGAGCUCAGCUCCACAGUGUCUGGGAUGUGGCGUUCCCACAGUGUGCUUUCUGAAUCGGAGGGCGAGAGUUCCCCAGAGAAUGUGCAGCAGUUCCGCAAGAUGCGCUCCUCCACCUCACUGAAUUCCCUGCGCAUGUCACUGAGGAAGCGUUUUCCUCUAAAGUCUGUGCAACCCAACACUAUUAUUCCAGAGAAUCCCACCUGUGAGUCACUACAGAUCAACAAAAAACCCAGCACAGUGACCCAGAUCAAACGCACUGCUAAGAACUCCAUUGGCAAUGCUUAUCAGAAGUUUCAAAAGAUCAACACUUCACGUGAGGAGUACCUGGUCAGAACUCCUGGCAAAACAGCAGAAAACAAAUGUACUGCUUCAGCCACACGUACCCCCAAACGCCAGGUCAUGACACCCAGGUGCACCCCAAGAUCAGGCACCAAGCGCAUGCCAAAAGCAGCAGCCACUCCUGAGUCCAGUGAUGCAGCUGUGAGAGCAGUGAGAACGGGGGGCACUAGAAGGCAGCUGGUUCGCAUGGCAGCACUAAGGAGUCCUUUUGCAUCACCCAACACAAUAAACCGUCGCAGGGAGUUGGAUCAGGAUCUGGAUUGUGUAUCAAAAGGCCUGAUGAAAUUAAAGCGCCUCUCUAUGGCUUUUGAUGAUGUUAUCGGGAGACAGGAACGGAGUGAAGCUAUGGAGCGCUACAAAAGAGUGUUGGCUCAGAGUUACUCCAACCAGAGCAACACCACGGAAAAAUUCAAUCCAUCUUCUGUCCGCCAGAAGAGCCGACGAAUCCGACACAGAGUGGCCAGCUGGACCGACGGUGCUGUGUGAAACCUCCUCAAAACCACAUGAUGUGGGACCCCACCCAUUACCUACAGUUAACUUCACACUAUGAGAGUAUCUGAGUCUUUGUACAUAUGCAUGUCACGGCCUUGGCUUGGUCCAGUAGUAGUGGCUUCCUGAGGGAACUUUUUUUUCCUCAUGGUUACUGUUAGUUUCAGUGUGUGUUGUAUAAGAACUAUCUUCAUGUUUAACUGCUUGUGUGAUCUGUUGAGGUACAAGCGUAGAAGUAUUAAGUCCAUUUUAUAAGGAGAUCGCUGCCAUGCUGUUACAGUGUAAGUAUCCAGCACCAAAUUUGCAUUGUGAAAAAAACAAGUGUCAAAGUCUGACAAAUGACAAGUGUUACAAAUAUUAUAGUGUGAUAUAAAGGGCUCAUUAUCAAAAUUAUCUUUCUACUUUUGUAUCAAAAUGGCUUUUGUACCAAAGACUAGUAAUAGGUAAAUAUCAGCAAUGUUACACUUCUUAAUUUGUUUAAUACUAACACUAGUGAAAUAGCAGGAGGAGCAGGAGUCUUCAUCAGAUAGUUUACUAAUAAACUAGUUUUCUAGUUGCAUUGUAUUGUAUUCACUAAGCUGCCUCUUUUAUUGUGGCAUUUCUGUUUCUUACUGAAAAAAGAAAUCACUGCCACAAUAAUGUGACUUAUCUGCAUCUUUAUUUUCUCUUUUGUAAGCUAAAAAAGUAACUGACACUAAUAGCUGUGAACUGUAAUCACACGGAAGAAUACGGUGCAAUUUUGUUUGAGAAGAAAACGAUUUGAAUUGCAAAUAGUGUCAGAAUGACCUGUAAUACAAACAUUAACCUUUUGUACCUAUUAAAAAAACCUUUUUAUUUA